UGAUUGUGAAAGUGACAGUACCUUGUAUCCAUAAAAUUUUGCUAAGAAGAGAAAGCAAAACAAGGUUAGAAGACACUUUGAAAUUGGAUAGCACUGCACAUGCCCACAACUUGCUUGCAUUCACAACCUAUGAAUUCUGCUGCCUUUAAGAGUACUACAUUUUUGAAGCUGGUGAUGAAAUGCGUUAUCAAUGCAUCUCAGAAAUGUAACCAAAACAAAGAAAUUGUAAAUAUCUCGUGGAGCCUGCAUUGUUAGAAUUAUUGGCUUUAACGGUAGGCCACAGCUCGAUUGCAAACAGCUCAGAAAAAACGCGCAGCUCGUUGCAAGACUAAAGUGUUUCCAAGAUCAGUAAACCUCGUUUCCGGUGUCUCAACAUCAGUGCACACUUGAAAUUUUUGCAGAGAAUGACUUCAGUGGUAGACAUGAGGUUUACGCUGUUAGCAACACCAACGCAGUCUUAUGAUUCCGAAGGGGAAUCGUGUACGUCAGAUGAGAGUCACUCAUCGCUCACAUUAGAGAACGAUCCUUUAUUACUUGGGAACGACAUGAAUUUUUGGAGUACCGAGUUAUCCCGUUUGGGUGACGAGCUUUGUAAAUACGGUGUUGCGGAUAUUUUCAAAGAAAACAAAAAAUCAUCAGAUGAUAUUCCUGUGUUUCCGGACUUAUUUCCAUAUGUGGAAGAAGCUCUGGCUGAUAAAGAAAUCUUUUGUGAUAUGGAAAUCGAAUCAGAAACAGAUUCGUUAGGCAGAUUCGAUUGCUGCUGCUCAGAGCAAUGUCGCAGUUAUGACUCAUCAAGCGACUGGAGCUACCCAUCAUCCCCUCGCAGUUUCGGUAUGUCAACGAUAAACCGGACAGAUAACUUUCUCUCUUUUCCAACCCAAUCCAGCGGGCAAACGAACGUACGUAGGAGAAAAUGUCUUACCCAAAAUGCAGAAUUUACGCCGUAUAGUUUCCCUGGUAGCCUUUUAAAACAGCAUAACAACGUAGAAAUGGAAUUAGAUUCCACUGCGCCUGAGCUGAUUCACGAAGUCAAAACUGAAGUGGAUUCUGCCUAUGUCACUGAGGAUUCGCCUGAUGGUAUCACCCCGUCACCGAUGACAACAGAGGAUGAAGAGGAAUCUUCAGACUGCUCCUGCAGCUUCAGGGCUCGGCCAGAUGAAGUGAAGGUCGAGGUCAAAGCGAAUUUCCGGGAAAUAGCAAGGAAGAGGAAGCGUUUGAAUUCCAUUUCUUCAGAUUCUGAUCAAUCUGAAGAUUUUGCCAAAGAUACGACAUCUAAAAAGAAGUCAGGCAAGUCAAAAACUCGAACUGAGAAUGAUGGAAAGAACGGAAAUUUCAAGCCAAAACAGCUUUAUCAGUUUCUAAUGGAUUUGCUUCGCGACGAAGAUUAUAGUCCACAAUUCAUAGAAUGGGUGUCACGUGAUGAAAAGGUAUUUCGAUUGGUGGAUUCAGCUGCUGUUGCUAGGAUGUGGGGCGAGUGCAAGAACAGGGAAAAUAUGACUUACGAGAAAAUGAGCAGAGCUCUGAGGUAUUAUUACGAGAAUGGGAUUCUAGAAAGAGUACCGAAUUGUAGGCUACAUUAUCGAUUUGGCAAAGUUGCCUACGAAGAAUAUGCAUCAACCUGGUAGAGACAGGAUGAAAUAAGGAACUAUCGUUAUUUUAUCUUGGUAAAGGCAGCGGUGUAACGGAGGUGCCGUAUGGGCAGGUCCAUAUGGUGUUCUUGAUUGAAAUGAGGAGGCUCUAGCUUUUCUCGAUAGUGAUCGGUAAAGAUGCAGAGAGAUAAUGUCCUUGCUGCUAAUGAUCGCGAUAGCAAGAUAUCUUAUAUUGAUUGUUACGGUGAUUGUGAAUGCAAACGACAAAGGCAGCAACAAAUUCAGACUGGCAAAGGCCUUUUUAGUCUUCCCUGAUUAGUUUCAUCUCAACCAAAUACUUUAAUACUUAAUGAAAAUUUAACUUGAAUAAGAUUGUCUUCCAUAAUUUUUGGAUCGCCUCGUACUUUUUGCAUGCUUAGCAAAUUUUCUUGCAAGCAUUCUGCAUUUCACAAAAUUUUCCUUUGUGUACGAUAUUUAUUAGUAUUGGUGACAUAAUUAUUAAAGUUGUUAAAACUCAACUGUAAUAGUAAAUUAAAGAUUAGAGAUUGAAAUUCAACUGUUUGUUUUUGGAGUUCUGGUUAUUGUGACGUAAUGUUACAGCUUUACCUUGAUCAGAAAUAAGCCGUUUUUAUUUCCAAUUUCCACUGUAGAAUGCCAAUGUCAUUUUCUCCUUGUCCAGUUACCAGAAGCCACUAUUGCAGAUAUCGGCAUCGACAUAAUUUUCAGGAUGUUAAAGAAUUUAGAAUUAGGUAUCAAUGUAUGCAGAUUGCGAUUAGACUGUAAGAUAUUCAAAGAGUAUAAAUUGUAAAGUAGACACUUAAUUUAUAAGCAUCAUAGCCUCUGAUGCUGUUGUUUCCAAUCGAAGAAUUACCGUGCCAAGAGGUCUAACUCCCGAUAUAGAAUUUACAACUAUCACCCUGCCAGCCUAUGUGAAUUCGCAACUACCUCCAAACUAAUUUCCCCUAGAUCUGGAAACCUAACCCAAAUAUGUUUUUACCCACCCAAAAAAGUUUCCCCUGCCGAAAAAUUAACUUCGUAUAAUUCGUCAAGGCACCUUUCAACCGUAUCAGAGGCCCAAUAUUCGUACUGUAUAUGUAAAUUUUUGUAAUUUUAUUGUCGACAAAAUUUUUAAUAUUUUAUACCAAAACCAACAAUGUGUAUGGUUAAAGAUACUGCUCUCAAGGACCACCAAAAGCUCCUUCGGAUGCACCCAUUCCUUGCCUUCUUUCAAAGUUAUUAGAAACUUGCCAGCUCUGAACUUCAGACUUGGUUUUAAUACAAUAGAGAUUAACAUUUCGAUACAACUGAAGCAUUAAUCCUCCGUCUCCAUGAUCUAUUUUUAGAUAGUCUUUAUCAAAGUCCCGUUGGUCUUUUCGAUGCCUUAUUAAGUACGUUUCAACGAAAACACGUGAUCAGGCUCUGUCACAUCGUUGAGUUCAGAGCACUGUCGCGUGCAUCCAUAUUUUUACGUAUAUUCACAUAAUUGUGGAUAUUUUUCAAAGUAGAUUAGAAUCAUGCACAUUGUUGAGGAGUUAUAGAUCAGGCAUCUUUUUUUAGAUUUGAAAUAUGAAUAUUAGUACCUAAUAUUGGAAUAAAUUCAAGCUUUUCUAGGGCGUUA
Messenger RNA from Rhopilema esculentum, 3207 nucleotides. RefSeq lists its product as uncharacterized. Gene Ontology annotation, cellular component: nucleus. Gene Ontology annotation, biological process: cell differentiation; regulation of transcription by RNA polymerase II. Lineage: Eukaryota; Metazoa; Cnidaria; Scyphozoa; Rhizostomeae; Rhizostomatidae. The record is from RefSeq and is a predicted model, not a curated record. Gene Ontology annotation, molecular function: DNA-binding transcription factor activity, RNA polymerase II-specific; sequence-specific DNA binding.